AUGGACAAAACUAGAUUUUAGACUCUGCAAUGCCACAAGCAUCAAAAAAAGCAUCUUUAAUUCAUUUAAGUGAACGAUGUUCUAAACCAACAAAGUUAAAACAAACAGCUUUUCUACUGUUCUUCAUGCUUCAACCAUGAUCUUGAAUUUAAGUCAAUUAAUUUUCUGAUGAUUGAUUAGAUUCUAUAAGAAGCAGAAACUAGCAUUAUCCCAAAAUGGCCUCCGGUCAACAAUUACUAGCUUAUUUAAGACCUCAUCGAUCUCACUUCUAAAGAAUCUGAAUUGAAUUAUGAAAAAUAAAUUAUUGAUUUCUUUAAUGAAUUAAAAGAAUAGCUUUUAGCAAAAAUAGAUAUUAUCUAAAAAAAAAUGAUCAACGAAACUCAUAAAUAUCCAAUAGAUAAUCAUCAAAUCAUCAAAAAAUAUUAAGAAGUUUCAAAUAUCCUUUAAUUUAAGCAACUUCUUAUGAACGAAUAGGGAAAUAAUCUUUAAGAGCAUUCAACUCUUUGUAGGUAAUUCAUCUAACAAAUAGAAUCUUAAAAAGACAAAAAUACUGAAUUAUUGUAAAGUCUACUUACUUAAUCUAACUAAUUGUAAAAAAGCUUCGAUUCAGAGUAUCCAAUUAUAAUUAAAUAGCAAUUAUUCACUCUGAUUGAUUCAAUUUCCUUCUUUAAUUAAGAUAUAUCUUAAGCCAGUCUAAACUAAAGAAAUUAAAGCGCUUAGCAAUCUAGAAUUAGCACUUAAAAUAGUAAUAAAAUAACAGCUGACUUGAUUAUGAAGUUGAUUUCUAAUAAAUCAAACUUCUGUUCAGAUUAAUUUUUAAAUGAAUUGAAUUUGAGUUUAUAAAAGCUAAAUCCUCUUCUUUAAUAAUUGAAAUUUAAUAGUAUUUUCUAAGAAAAUAAAGAGCCUAUAGAAUUUACAAAAAUUAGUGAAGAAAAACUAAAUUUAGUGGAAGAAUAUGUUAAGCAUUCAAUAUAAUUAACAUCUGAUUAAUAAUAUGAAAACUCAACAAAAAAUAUGUUGGAAUUAAAGUAAAUUAAUGAGAUAAUGAAUUCUAAAAUGAAUUUCUUAAACUAAGAAUUUAUUUAGAAAUUUGAAAACUGGGCAGUUGAGAUGCAACCUUUCUUAAAAUAAAUAAAUUUGUAAAACUGUUUUUAAGAUAAAAAUAAAUUUGAUUUGCUUAAAAAUUUGGGAGAUAAUAGGAUAAAUGAAUUAAUAAUGACAAAUUAGAAGGGACUUUUUUAUUUAAAUCUAAAUUUAGUUGGGACUGAAUAUCAUAAUGGAUAAAAAGCAUUUGUACUUAGUAAAAAUAGAAAUUAUGAAUACAUCAUUAGUAAAAUAAAUAGCGAUGAUUGGACUUGUUGUAUUUCAAGUCAAGAUUUACAAAAGGAUCUAAAAUAUGUUUUUAGGAUAUAACUUGAAAACAUUAAUGAAGGAAGAGAAUUUGUUGUAGGUAUAAUGAGAAAUUCUAUCUCUAAAAAUAAUGGUGGGUGGGAAGAUUACUUGAGUUGUUAACUAAAGAAUUAAAGUGAAUAUUUAAAAAUAAGCUAUAGUUACGGAAUAAAUAAUAUACUAAAAGGAGUAAGCUAAUUUUAAGCAAAAAAAGAUGGUGUAUUAGAAAUACGUGUGUGCUUAAAAGAAAAAAUAUUAGAAGUGACUGAUUAUCCUGAUUAUCAGUAUAAACUAGGAUUGGAAGAUAGACAUAAAUCUAAACUUGAAUAAUAUGAAGAUUUAAGAUUUUAUUUAGGUUUUAAAUUUUCUGAUAUCUAAAUAUGUUUAAAAGAUGCUGAAAUUGUUGAUAAAUUUAAAGAUUGA
Molecule: messenger RNA, 1812 nt
Organism: Tetrahymena thermophila SB210
Lineage: Eukaryota; Ciliophora; Oligohymenophorea; Hymenostomatida; Tetrahymenidae
Product: zinc carboxypeptidase family protein
Exons: 1
Source: RefSeq, a predicted model, not a curated record